AUGGCCAACUCCACGCGCGUCAUCUGCAGCCUGCUGUUGGUCCUCGGCCUGCUGUCCUCUCCUGGGCACUCCAAGAGGAACCGAGGCUCCCAGGGCGCCAUUCCUCACCCGGACAAAAACAAGCCGAACGAGUCGGAGCCCCAGCAGGCGGGCUCCGCGCCCCGCCACAGGCACGGCGCGUCCUCCCCGGCCGACGAGGUGCUGGAGUCCAGCCAGGAGGCGUUACACGUCACCGAGCGGCAGUAUUUGAAGCGGGACUGGUGCAAGACGCAGCCCCUCAAGCAGACCAUCCACGAGGAAGGAUGCGUCAGCCGCACCAUCCUCAACCGCUUCUGCUACGGACAAUGCAACUCCUUCUACAUCCCGCGGCACAUGCGCAGAGAGGAGGGCGCCUUCCAGUCGUGUUCCUUCUGCAAGCCCAAGCGCUUCACCAGCAUGACUUUUACGCUCAACUGUCCUGACCUGCAGCCGCCCACCAAGAAGAAACGCAUCCAGCGCGUCAAGCAGUGCCGCUGCGUGUCUAUAGAGCUGGACUAGCGCACCCACGCGUGUGCGUGUUCACAACCAGGAGAAGAAGAGAACACAAUUCCCUUUUUGCACGACAAAUUUGGACAUGCGCCAUUCAACCAUCUGGGGACAUUUGAUUUGAAUUCUCACCAAAGCCAAACGGGACUUAAACGUUUUCUAAAGGUAAUAAAAAACAAUAUAGAAAUGUUUGUUUCUUUUGUGCUCAACUUUCUCAAUAAACUUCAGCCCUAAAUAAAACAAUAUUGAACAUACGAUGUAUUUUUGUAAAAUUUGUUUGACCCUUUUAAAGGCAUUUUGUUCAGAUAA
Messenger RNA from Nerophis lumbriciformis (worm pipefish), 834 nucleotides. Its product is annotated as gremlin-1-like. NCBI's taxonomy places the organism in Eukaryota, Metazoa, Chordata, Actinopteri, Syngnathiformes, Syngnathidae. Gene Ontology annotation, biological process: animal organ morphogenesis. Gene Ontology annotation, molecular function: receptor ligand activity; BMP binding. The record is from RefSeq and is a predicted model, not a curated record.